AUGCGUGCGGUUGUGUUAUUCCUUGCGAUUGCUUACUUGUCUCCCACAGUUGUUGGUUGGGCAUUCCUUGUCCGCUCGUAUGUUAUUACUGAAGGGGCAGAUGCAUCGUUCGAGAUCACGGAUGACGGCGGUGGUUUCACAUUUCCAUAUAGUAUGACAGUGCUCAAGCGAGGAUCAAAUUCGAGUGAGGAAGAGGUUGGAUUGGUGCUUACCAAUGGCAACGAGACUGAGUUUUACUGGACAUGUAACCAACCUGCUGGCAGUACGUUACGGUUCAGAGUCAUGAGUGCUGCUCGAGUCAACGCAGCCACAAGCAAAUAUUACGAAGUCCAGCCCGGUAUUCAAGCCAUCGCAUCAAGUCUAAGUGCAGAAUCUGUUCGAUCCACAUCCUCGUUGCAUGCCCAGACACAAAGUAUGCAAAUUUCAGGUACCGCCGGGGCUUCGGCUACCGCGACCAAUUCUCCCUCCAACUCUUCAAACAACACACCGGUAGGAGCAAUCGUAGGAGCGACCAUUGGCGGCAUGUUGUUGCUGAUUGCCUUGGGUGCCGUUGCAUUCCUGGUGCGUCGGCGCAAGAAAUCUAAUCCCCACGCCCCAGGGAUGGUACAAUACGAUCCCGAUCCACAUGUCACCCCAUUCACCCAUGGCCGGGCAGAGCAGACGAUUAUUCCGCCAGCGGGUUAUGUGUCGCGUUCAGAUAUUGAGGAGGAGCCCCCGGUGUAUUCGCCACGCAACCCCGCAACCACAACAUAUUUCACUGGGUCGGAAUCAGGGAGAACUGAAAGUUCUUACCGGCCACCGCCGACAGGAAAAGCUCGGUAUAUACCCGUGAGCACAGAACCAUAUUAA
This is a messenger RNA of Rhizoctonia solani, 849 nucleotides long. RefSeq lists its product as uncharacterized. Bases 1 to 849 code for a protein of 282 amino acids. The record is from RefSeq and is a predicted model, not a curated record. The transcript is spliced from 9 exons. Lineage: Eukaryota; Fungi; Basidiomycota; Agaricomycetes; Cantharellales; Ceratobasidiaceae.